UUGGUUUUAUACGAUUAAAAAUAACCACACAGAAUCUCAAGUCAUAUCAAUGAUAGUAACGUCUCGAGCAGCAUCUUUGGCUGCGCCUCCAGUGACUGUGAAAGCCCACAUGAACAAGGAUACAAACAACUUCCCUAAUCCAAUGGUGAUUUAUGCAGAAGUUAGUCAAGGAUUUUUGCCUGUUCUUGGUGCAACCGUGAUGGCCACUGUUGAACAAGAGAAUGGAUCUGCAAUGGAGCUCAGACUCCUUGAUGAUGGUUCCGGUGCUGAUAUUACCAAGAAUGAUGGAAUCUAUUCAAAGUACUUUACAUCUUUCAAGGGAAAUGGUAGAUACAACUUAAAAGUGCAUAUCCUGGGGAGAAAUCAGACUGUCAGACUUGGCCACAGGCAGAGCCGAGCCUUGUAUGUUCCAGGCUACAUAGAAAAUGGUAAGGAACAUUCAUGA
Chrysemys picta bellii (western painted turtle) is the source of this 445-nucleotide messenger RNA. The record is from RefSeq and is a predicted model, not a curated record. NCBI's taxonomy places the organism in Eukaryota, Metazoa, Chordata, Testudines, Emydidae.